AUGUUUCCCAAAUUUUUGCUUUUCUCAGCAUUAAUUUUAUACUCUAGUAGUAUUGUUUUUGGAAAAUCUUUGACUUAUGAUAAGAAAAAACUGAUAAAACGGUCUCUGAGUAGUUUACCUACUGUUUAUAAAUUGGAUAAGUUUUAUUGUGGGACUGAUGGAUUGGUUUCUUAUCUUGCUGAAAGUAAAGUUAAAUAUUCUUGUCCCUCAAAAUAUGAUGAGGCAAAUAUGUGUUGUUAUGAACAUGAUUAUUGUUAUUCUCAACAAAAGGGCCAAGAAAUAUGUGAUGAAAUAUUUUGUGAUUGUUUAGUUCAAAAUGUAGCUGGUAAUGGAACUGAUAAAGGUUGUGUUGGAACAUCAAAUUAUUUUUGUGAAACAGUUAAAGAUUUUGGAUCUGAUGCAUAUCUUGCUUCUGCAACAGUAGUUCCACCUAAAAUAGAUGACAAUGUAAAAAGCAGUAUUGAGAGUCAUACAAGUGGGUACAAAGAUAUCUCAUCAAAUAGUGAAUUGGUAACAUCUACUAUACCAACCGUCAUAUCUAAAUUUUUACUUCACUUUAAUGAGUGUAGAGAUUGGAAUGGGAUUACAUUGGAGUAUUGUACAAUCAAAUUUGAUGAAUGUCAGCUAGGUGAUAUAAAUGAUAUAAAUUUAUGUAAUGUAAACUUCUGUGACUGCCUUUCAAAUCAUGUUACAAAAGAUGAAUUGGAAAAUGUUAAUCCAGCAUGUAAAAACAGGCUAGUUGAUUUUUGCCCCGAUACUUCUGUUCUUUUAUCAUUUGACUUGGAUUCAAAUUCAUUUAAAUUUAAAGAUACUAUAUGGAAUUUGUUCUCGACUUAUUCUAGUUUUGUUUACUUGGGUCUAUUAUUUAUGAUUAUAUUCAUUUAUAUUUAUGUGAAAGGAAACCUUCACUCGUAUCCAUUAAAAAAUAAACAGGCUCCAAGUAGAAUGUUUUAA
Strongyloides ratti is the source of this 954-nucleotide messenger RNA. Its product is annotated as Phospholipase A2 domain-containing protein. Bases 1 to 954 code for a protein of 317 amino acids. Gene Ontology annotation, biological process: phospholipid metabolic process; arachidonate secretion. The transcript is spliced from 4 exons. Gene Ontology annotation, molecular function: A2-type glycerophospholipase activity. Lineage: Eukaryota; Metazoa; Nematoda; Chromadorea; Rhabditida; Strongyloididae. The record is from RefSeq and is a predicted model, not a curated record.